CUUGGGAUUGUUCAUGAAGCUUUCUUACCAUUUAGAGACAUUCUCUGAUAUUGCUGACACUGAAACAUUAAAGAAAAUUUGAAAAGCAAUGUGCCUCCUGAAGCUUCCAGUAGUUCUCAUCGUACUCUCCGUUGCAUUAAACCAUCUGAAAGCUACUCCCAUUAAAAGUCACCAGAUGGAAAAGCGGAAAUGCAACACUGCCACGUGUGUGACUCAACGCCUGGCAAACUUCUUAGUUCGUUCCAGCAACAAUCUUGGUGCCAUUCUCUCGCCUACUGAUGUGGGAUCCAAUACAUAUGGCAAGAGAAACACAGCUGAGAUUUUAAACAUGGGGCCAAUGAAUUACUUACCACUUUAGAGGUCAAUGUAUCUCUAUAGUUCUUAUUGUUUGUAUAAAUAUACUAGUGACUUCCUGUGUAAUUUAACAUAAGCUUGAACAUGAGUUUUAUGUCCCAUGUUUACUGCCAGUACAUAUAAAUUGUGGCGGUAAGAAUUGUUUUAAAUUUAAU
Messenger RNA from Lutra lutra (Eurasian river otter), 509 nucleotides. It is a transcript of the gene IAPP, whose product is annotated as islet amyloid polypeptide. The transcript has 3 exons. The record is from RefSeq and is a predicted model, not a curated record. The coding region runs from base 89 to 358 and encodes 89 amino acids. Gene Ontology annotation, molecular function: hormone activity. Gene Ontology annotation, cellular component: extracellular region. Lineage: Eukaryota; Metazoa; Chordata; Mammalia; Carnivora; Mustelidae.